Molecule: messenger RNA, 2923 nt
Organism: Lutzomyia longipalpis
Lineage: Eukaryota; Metazoa; Arthropoda; Insecta; Diptera; Psychodidae
Product: E3 SUMO-protein ligase ZBED1
Exons: 1
Coding region: 1340-2764 (474 amino acids)
Molecular function (GO): protein dimerization activity
Source: RefSeq, a predicted model, not a curated record
CACCAAUUUGGAAUAAUUCCAUACCCAACUUCUUUUUCCAGCCAUCUUCAAAUUUUCCGUAAAACUCUUUAAUAUUUGCUAAGGCUUACUGUGAAGUGGCUCAAAUCAAGUGCAGCUCGAAACUAAAUCUGUCUCGAGAGCUGUGUUAAGUAGCAAGGCGGCUCAAAAAGGAAAAAAAGCUACGAACAGUGGUUUUUCACCAAUAUAUUCAAAAAUAUGUUAUACCUACUUGUUUAAAAAAAAAGUGUCCAAUCCUGAUAAUAAAAUUUUACCGAUGAGGGCAGUGAUACUUAAAUGAGAGCUUUCCAUUUAAAAAUAUCUAUGUUUGUUGCUGUUGAAAAUGAUUAAAAGAUAAGAAGUAGGUAUCUGCUAAAGUGUUUGAAAUUUUAAGAGACGAGACUGCUUGCUAUGUCGUAAAACUAUAAAUCAACCAAAAUUUUUUAGACUAAACAUUUUGUUGGGUAAAUCCUGGGGAAACCCACAACAGCUGUUGUACUGCAUGUCUUGCAAACUUUAAGCAAGGUAAUGAAAAAUAUGGGAAAGUCCAAAGUGGCGCUCGGGUCAUGUUCGUCUCUUAGACCCAUUAAGAAAGAUUGUGUAGGUAAAACUUGUAAUUGUUGACCCAGACAGGCUGUGAGGUCGCUUAUUUAAACACAGUCAGCUUGUAGAGCAUCACAGAAAGUUUCUCAUAUUAUACUUGAAUUUCUUUUAAGUAUCAGUGAUCUAGCGAUAAAUUUUUACACAGGCGCGUUAUAGAACCAUCUUUUAAUUUCAAAAAGUAAAAAUAAAAAAUGGAUGGAAAAAGAAGUUGGGUAUGGAAUUAUUCCAAAUUGGUGAAUGCAUCAAAAGGACAAUUUGUGUUAUGUAAAGUGUGUGGAAAACACCUUACUUAUUCUUCCGGUACGACAACAAACAUUGCGAGACAUUUGAAACUUCAUAAUCUUCCGAAAGAAAGCUGCGAUAUUGAAAAUACUGACGAUAGGUAAGAUUUUUUUUACAAAAAAAAUCUAUGUAUUUUUUUGUAAGAAUAUCAUUAAGUAUCUUAUCCAUCUACUGAAGCAAAAUAACAAAUACAUCAUGUGUUUUUAUUUACUACCUCAUAUAACUUAUUGACAAAAAAUACAUCUUAAAUAAUCAUAAUAUUUACAGAGAAAUUUCCGAAAACGAUUUUCCAUCUACCUCUUCAACCGACGACAGCAACAGAAAACGCAGACGACAAGCACCAACUGAAGCCAAAUGUAAUCCUGAAAAGCAAGAGGCUUUGACUUCAAGCAUCGCAUUACUAAUUGCUCGGCAAAAGCAGGCUUAUAGUUUUGUUUCAUCACCUGAAUUUAGGAAUAUGAUUCACACUGCAGAACCUGGUUACCAAGUGCCAUGUGAACGAACAAUAAAAAAGAGACAUCAAAUGUAUUAUAAUUCCAUUCGUGCAAAUAUUGAAAAAGAAUUGACUGAAGCAAAAAGUGUUGCUCUUUCUACUGAUGAAUGGUCAUCGAGAGUACAAGAGAGUUACCUCUCUAUUGAGAUUCAAUUCAUGAAUGAAAAUUGCACUUUGAGACGAUUUACCUUAUGUACAGAAGGAUUAAAAGAUGAAAGACCAAAUGCGGAAAACCUGGCAUUGUCGUUAAUAAACACAAUGGAGAGUUGGAAUCUAAGAGAGAAGACAGAAGCAAUCCUCCAUGACAAUGCUAGAGCAAUCCAACUCGCAGGCCAGUUAACUGAAGUUCCUUAUAAUUUAAAUUGCGCCGCUCAUACUUUGCAGUUGGUGGUACAGGACUCAUUAAAUUCGGUAAAACCAUAUAAAUCAGUUCUUAAUAAAGGUUCUGAUAUUGUAAGUCAUUUUAGCCACUCAAAUGUUGCGAGUUCAAUACUAAUACAACGUCAAGAGCAUUUAAAUAUGCCAAAACGAAAACUUAUACAACGAGUUGUUACACGCUGGGAUUCUUCUUUAGAUAUGGCAAAAAGUCUUGUAAUGAAUAAACAACCUGUAAGUUUAGUAUUAAAUGAUCGUGAUGUUACAAAGAAAAAAGUAGCACAAUCGUUUAUAAUGAAAAGGCGAGAAUGGAAUUGCCUUGAAGAAAUAGUUAAAAUAUUAACUCCUUUCAAAAUUACCACAAAAUUAUUAUGUAGCGAAUCUUCCCCAACACUGUCACUUGUACGUCCUUUACUCAAAGCUCUUAAAACAAUACACUUGAAAGCUCAACUUAAAGAUAAUCUAAGAAUCAAGAAACUUAAGUUGGCCGCUAAAGCGGCAAUCAAUAGAAGAUUUGAUUUGGAUACUCCAAAUCUCACGGCGGCUCAUUUCGCAUCAUUUUAUGAUCCGCGUUUCAAGAAUUUGGAUCAUGAAACGCCAUUGAUGCGAAAUGAAAUAAUAAAGGCUGUGAAGGAAAGGAUGGAAGCUCUGAGUGCUGAUUCGAAGGAGAAUAAUAAAGUAAAUAACGAAAAAGAAAAUGUAUCAGCACUCAGUUUUCUUUUCCCAAACAGAAAGAAUUCUCAUGAUGUAAUUUCACAAUUAAAUUCUUAUAUUAAUAUGCCCCAAAUUCAUCAUGAUUCCAAUCCAUUGGAAUGGUGGAAAAAUCAGAAAGAGCGAUUUCCUUUAGUUUUCCAAGAAGCACAAAAGUUUCUUGGAAUUCCAGCCACAUCCGCAAGUUCCGAGAGAACUUUCUCAACGGCCGGACAGAUUUUGAGGGCAAGGAGAUCAGCGCUGAAAUCAGAAAAUGUUAAUACGCUGAUCUUUUUGGCUCAAAAUUCACACGUUGAGACGUGAGAAAAGGAGUCUAAAUAAAUCUAAUAAGAUAUAAUCUUUGAGGAGUUCGGAUCAGCAGUCGAAUAAGGAAAGUCAGCGAUGUCUUAUCGCUAGUAGCAACGUUUCGGCAAUUUUAUUUCCAUCAUCAGGCUCUGUAAAAUGGAUUACAUAACUAGCGAC